GUUUCGGAAGCACAAUGACGUUAUGUUUCAUAUCAGCGAGAAAUUUAAACGUUUAAAUUGAAACAAAGUUAUAGGGUUAGUGUUCCCACACGGCCAUAUCACAGCGCUUGUUUAUGGAAAACAAGACUGAAACAUACACCUGUGCUAUCUAACGUGCUCUGAACACCUGUGUGGAAGUGUAGUUUCGGCAGAUGGAGGCACACAGCUGUAUGGAGGAUUUUUGAAGGAUUCUUUCACGCUGUUGAAAGAUAAGGGCCAUAUCGCAAAUUAUGAUUAUUGACGUUAAAACAAAGUUCACAUGAGCCAACAGCUGAAAACUAGGGAAAUGGCAGAGUUAGACCUAGUUUCAAGAACUACAACAACAAACAAAAAAAAAAACAGGAGGAAAGAGUCCCAGUAUUUGUUACGAGAAACACUGACAUCUCCUGGUAGAUAAUGGCAACGUAUCAAUAUUAAUGAAAUCGGUCUGCGCAGUUUAACAUGAAUUGAAGAUGUAUUACCAAAUGCUAACGUUACCAUUUUGACACUACAUUUAAGAUACCGCUUACAUUUUUUUUUUUUUUACUUUACAGAGAUGAAACGUAUAUAGGCAAUUUUUCAUUUGAGUGAGGCACAUGGGGAGAUAGACAAAGGCAUUUUUUUUUACAAAGGCUAAUUUGUAAACACUAUUUUUGUGGUGCUGUUGUCGCGUCUCCAAGCCUUUUGAUCUAACCGCCGUACUAAAAGCAUGUUCGAUCCUCCCAUCUGUCAGAUUUCUGGCAAAUCAUAGAGCAGCCCCCAUGCAAGUGAGUUUUCGCUGAACAAGAAACUAGUUUUUUUUGUCCGCCAUGGCAAAGCAGUAUGACGUUUUGCUCAGGUUGCUACUUUUAGGAGAUUCCGGGGUUGGAAAGACCUGUUUGUUGUGCAGGUUCACGGAUAAUGAAUUCCAUUCGUCGCAUAUCUCUACACUUGGAGUGGAUUUCAAAAUGAAAACAUUAAAAAUAGAUGGCAUUAAAGUGCGCGUACAGAUCUGGGAUACUGCUGGCCAGGAACGGUACCAGACCAUCACCAAGCAGUACUACAGACGGGCACAGGGUUUUAUCCUGGUGUAUGACAUCACUAGUUCCCGUUCCUUUCAGCACAUUGUGAAGUGGGCUAGCGAUGUGGAUGAGUUUGCACUUGACCAGGUGCAGAGGAUCCUGGUGGGGAACAAGGCUGAUGAGGAGCAGAAGAGGAAAGUGCCUAAAGAACAAGGGAACAAGCUAGCAAAAACCUAUGGAAUGGAGUUCUUUGAGACAAGUGCCUGCACCAACUGCAACAUAAAUGAGUCGUUCACCCGGUUGACAGAGCUGGUCCUGCAUGCUCACAAGAAAGAGAUGGAUGCCUUCCAGGGUUCAAUUAAUAAAUACCUAGACAUGACUUCUCUGGAGGGAGAGCAGGACAAAGAGGACAACUCCCAGAAGGCCUGCGCAUGUUAGCAUGAGGCAAAACUCUCAACCUGGGAGUGUUUGGCUAAAAUAUUUAGUUGUUUUUGCAAUAUCUCUGGCCCUGUGACAUGGCAAUGAAAUUAUGAUUAACUUAUUAAAUCUGUGAGGACAGUUGAGUCGGAAGUUUACAUACACCUUAGCCAAAUACAUUUAAAUUCAGUUUUUCACAAUUCCUGACAUUUAAUCCCAAGUAAAAAUUCCCUGUCUUAGGUCAGUUAGGACCACCACUUUAUUUUAAGA
Oncorhynchus mykiss (rainbow trout) is the source of this 1706-nucleotide messenger RNA. RefSeq names its product ras-related protein Rab-15. Lineage: Eukaryota; Metazoa; Chordata; Actinopteri; Salmoniformes; Salmonidae. The record is from RefSeq and is a predicted model, not a curated record. Gene Ontology annotation, molecular function: GTP binding; GTPase activity.